Molecule: messenger RNA, 2008 nt
Organism: Lotus japonicus
Lineage: Eukaryota; Viridiplantae; Streptophyta; Magnoliopsida; Fabales; Fabaceae
Product: nucleobase-ascorbate transporter 2
Exons: 13
Coding region: 277-1851 (524 amino acids)
Biological process (GO): transmembrane transport
Cellular component (GO): membrane
Molecular function (GO): transmembrane transporter activity
Source: RefSeq, a predicted model, not a curated record
UGUGUUUAGUUACUUUCUCCUCAGUUGCUCUGUUCUCACACACCGCAUUUCUUAGUUACUAGUGUCUCAUCAAACAAACAGUGCAUUCUCUCUCUUUUCCAUCAUUCUAUUGGUCUUUCCUUUCUCCUUUUUCACCUUCACACUUUGACUAACAUUUCCUUUGGCGCUCCUUCCAAAGAUUCCAUCAACCUUUCUCUCUAGCUCCUUCUUUCUUAUCCUUCAUAGCAUUUGGAUUUUGGAAGCAAGAGCAGAGAGUUGCAGAGUGUGGCAGAGACCAUGGCAGCUCCAAAACCAGAGGAGAUAAGCCACCCACCAAUGGAUCAACUUCAAGGCUUGGAGUACUGUAUAGAUUCAAACCCUUCAUGGGUGGAGUCAAUAGCUCUGGGUUUCCAGCAUUACAUUUUGGCCUUGGGAACUGCAGUGAUGAUUCCUUCAUUUCUUGUGCCUCUGAUGGGUGGAAGUGAUGAUGAUAAAGUGAGGGUGGUGCAGACACUGCUUUUUGUUGAAGGAAUUAAUACACUCCUGCAGACACUCUUUGGAACCCGGUUACCAACAGUGAUAGGUGGCUCUUAUGCAUUCAUGGUCCCCAUCAUCUCCAUAAUUCAUGAUUCCUCAUUGGCAACAAUCGAGGACUCACAUUUGAGAUUUCUGAAGACCAUGAGAGCAGUUCAAGGUGCAAUGAUAGUAGCAUCGAGUUUACAAAUUAUUUUGGGAUUUAGUCAAGCAUGGGCCAUUUGUUCUAGGUUUUUCAGCCCACUUGGAAUGGUUCCAGUAAUUGCAUUAGCUGGUUUUGGGUUAUUUGACCGAGGGUUCCCUGUGGUUGGGCAUUGCGUUGAAAUUGGAAUUCCAAUGUUAAUUAUGUUUAUAGCCUUCUCGCAGUACUUGAAAAAAUUUCAAGUAAAACAACUACCAAUAUUAGAGCGAUUUGCGCUUCUUAUAUCAACCACAAUGAUAUGGGCAUAUGCACAUCUCUUAACUGCAAGUGGAGCAUACAAACACAGGCCUGAAUUAACCCAAUAUAAUUGCAGAACAGACAGGGCCAACCUCAUCUCUUCUGCUCCAUGGAUAAGGAUCCCAUACCCUCUUGAAUGGGGUGCUCCCACAUUUGAUGCUGGUCAUGCUUUUGCCAUGAUGGCUGCUGUUUUAGUCUCCUUAAUUGAGUCAACUGGGGCAUACAAAGCUGCGUCUCGACUUGCAAGUGCAACACCACCUCCUCCUCAUGUUCUGAGCCGCGGUAUUGGCUGGCAGGGAAUUGGAAUCUUGCUUAAUGGUCUUUUUGGAACUCUGACUGGUUCAUCAGUUUCAGUGGAGAAUGUGGGGCUUCUAGGAAGCACUCGUGUUGGAAGUCGAAGGGUCAUUCAAAUUUCAGCUGGCUUUAUGAUUUUCUUCUCAAUGUUUGGAAAAUUUGGAGCUUUAUUUGCAUCAAUACCCUUCCCCGUUUUUGCUGCUGCAUACUGUGUCCUAUUUGGCCUUGUGGCUUCUGUGGGACUAUCAUUUUUGCAGUUCACUAACAUGAACUCAUUGAGGAACCUCUUUAUUACUGGUGUUUCCCUUUUCUUAGGUUUUUCUAUUCCUGAGUACUUCAGAGAAUACACUUCCAAGGCCCUUCAUGGUCCUACUCAUACAAGUGCUGGAUGGUUCAAUGAUUUCCUUAAUACCAUCUUCUUCUCGUCCUCAACUGUUGCAUUCAUUGCUGCUGUGUUCUUGGACAACACUCUUGAUUACAAGGAUAGUGCCAAAGACAGGGGAAUGCCAUGGUGGGCCAAGUUUAGAACAUUCAAUGGAGAUAGCCGGAAUGAAGAGUUCUACACCCUCCCUUUCAACCUCCAUCGGUUUUUCCCUCCAUCUUAAUUAAGAAAGUUAUAUAUCAUAAAAAGAAUGAUGUUAUAGUGGAAAAGUAUCAUUUCCAGAUAAGGAUUAACUUCUCAUGUGUGAGAGUGAAUAGUGAUAAUUUUGUAUCAUAUUAGUGAAUUUUUUAUGAGGAAAAUGAUCAUGAGUUUGAGAUAGA